This is a messenger RNA of Acanthosepion pharaonis, 993 nucleotides long. NCBI's taxonomy places the organism in Eukaryota, Metazoa, Mollusca, Cephalopoda, Sepiida, Sepiidae. The record is from the annotation of a GenBank genome assembly.
AUGCCAAUAUCUAUCUAUCUAUCUAUCUAUCUAUCUAUCUAUCUAUCUAUCUAUGGCAAUCCCUUUCUAUCUAUCUAUGUAUCUAUGUAUGUAAAUCUGUUUCUUUAUAUAUAUAUAUAUAUAUAUAUAUAUAUAUAUAUAUAUAUAUAUGCCAAUCCUUUUCUUUCUUUUUUGUCUAUGCCAAUAUCUAUCUAUCUAUCUAUCUAUCUAUCUAUCUAUCUAUCUAUCCCAAUCCCUCUCUAUGUAUCUAUCUAUUUUCAAUCAAUCUGCAUAUUUCUUGCAUUUCCGUUUACAGAAUUUGAAUGCUGUUCGUUCGCCUGUUAUCUAACAUUUUUCACGGAUCUUUCCAACCAGCGUCCUCCUGUUUUUUUUUUUUCUUUCACUUACUCUCGUCCUUUUCACGUCUUUCUUAAUCUAAAAUUUUUCUUCCAACGUAAAAAUUGUAAAAUCAUUUCUUCUUCUUUCUUCUUCUUCUUCUUCUUCUUCUUCUUCUUCUUCUUCUUCUUUGAAUGCAUUUUCUCUCGCUUAAAUUCAUUCGAAAUAUAUCUUCCUCUCAAGGUCAAAACUUUUAUUUCGAAUAAUUAUACCAUCAUUUUUUUUCUUCUUCGUCUUCUUCUUCUUCUUCUUCUUCUUGUUCUUCUUCUUCUUUCUCACUUAAAUCCAUUCAAAAUAUUUCUUCCACUCGGCCCUAAAAUUUUCUUCCAACGUAAGAAUUGUACAAAAAUUUCUUCUUCUUCUUCUUCUUCUUCUUCUUCUUCUUCUUCUUCUUCCUUCUUUUUAAUUUUUCUUCUUCUCAACGAUUACGACACUCUUCUAAAUGUUCCUUUUUUUUCUAAUUCAUUCGCUUUUUAUUUCCUCAGACAUUUCUCUUUUUCUUUUCUCUUUGGAACUUUUUAUUUAUUUUUCAUUUCUCAUUCAGAAUGUUUUUCUACACGUUAUAACAUGAAGAAAAACAUUAUUCACUUUUUUAUUAUUCCCUUUAUUUCUUCGUAA